This is a messenger RNA of Chanos chanos (milkfish), 1089 nucleotides long. It is a transcript of the gene ghsrb, whose product is annotated as growth hormone secretagogue receptor b. NCBI's taxonomy places the organism in Eukaryota, Metazoa, Chordata, Actinopteri, Gonorynchiformes, Chanidae. Gene Ontology annotation, cellular component: plasma membrane. The transcript has 2 exons. Gene Ontology annotation, biological process: G protein-coupled receptor signaling pathway; hormone-mediated signaling pathway. Gene Ontology annotation, molecular function: growth hormone secretagogue receptor activity. Bases 1 to 1089 code for a protein of 362 amino acids. The record is from RefSeq and is a predicted model, not a curated record.
AUGACCAAUUGGACGAACCUGUCUAAUUGUCCUCAAAGCAUCCCAUUAUGUGAGGAAGAGAAUUAUGAGAACGCAACCGGUGGGGAUUUCGAAUACCCAGUUCAUCUCUACCCUGUGCGCAUACUGACUGGGAUAACAGUGAUAUGCAUUUUCCUAUUCCUCGUGGGCAUCACCGGGAAUUUAAUGACCAUUCUGGUAGUUACUAAAUAUAAAGAUAUGCGAACGACCACCAACUUAUACCUAUGUAGCAUGGCUCUCUCAGAUCUCCUCAUUUUCCUGUGCAUGCCCCUAGACCUCUAUAGGUUCUGGCGCUACAGACCAUGGAAUUUCGGAGAUCAGCUGUGUAAACUGUUUCAGUUCGUGAGCGAAAGCUGCACUUACUCAACUAUUCUUAAUAUAACCGCAUUGAGUGUGGAGAGAUACUUUGCCAUCUGUUUUCCACUCAGGGCCAAAGUUGUCGUAACCAGAAGGCGGGUGAAGGGUGUCAUUUUGUUCCUAUGGAUAGUGGCACUCUGUUGCGCAGGACCUAUUUUCAUUUUGGUAGGUGUGGAGCACGAGAAUGGCACAAAUCCGUGGGAGACAAACGAGUGCAAGGCGACUGAAUAUGCCAUCCGAUCCGGACUGCUUACUAUUAUGGUCUGGGUCUCUAGUGUCUUUUUCUUUCUUCCUGUAUUGUGUUUAACAGUCCUCUACAGCCUUAUAGGCAGAAGACUGUGGAGGAGAAAGAGGGAUCGAAUUGGACCAAACAGUCGAGAAAAGAAUAAUAAACAGACCGUGAAAAUGUUAGCUGUCGUUGUACUUGCGUUUGUUCUCUGCUGGCUCCCUUUUCAUGUGGGGCGCUAUCUGAUAUCCAAAUCAUCGGAAGCAAAUUCUCCUUUUAUCUCUAAAAUCAGCGAAUACUGUAACCUGGUUUCGUUUGUACUGUUCUACCUCAGUGCCGCAAUCAAUCCAAUCCUUUAUAACAUUAUGUCAAAGAAGUAUAGGAUCACGGCCUGCAAACUUUUUGGUGUAAGAAGAGUAACUGGACGGUCAAUGUCAGCAAUUGUGAACGCGGAGAGCUUCCUUGGGUGGAAUGACUCUAACACGUGA